Messenger RNA from Drosophila takahashii, 2258 nucleotides. RefSeq names its product Fermitin 1 (gene Fit1). The record is from RefSeq and is a predicted model, not a curated record. Gene Ontology annotation, biological process: integrin-mediated signaling pathway; cell-matrix adhesion. Gene Ontology annotation, cellular component: cell-substrate junction. NCBI's taxonomy places the organism in Eukaryota, Metazoa, Arthropoda, Insecta, Diptera, Drosophilidae. Gene Ontology annotation, molecular function: integrin binding.
CCACCUCCUAAAAACAAGAACAACAAUAAGUUGCAAAAACGGCGCUGAACUUAUAGUUUCGCCUUUGGACACAACAGACGCCCCCGCGCAUCUAGAAAAUCUAGAAACCGAGAACCCAAAAGAUGAUUCAUGUGGGCGAGAGUACGUGGAACCUGCGGAUCCUCAUCACCGAUCUGCAGGUGGAGAAGACGCUCCGCGUGAAGGGCGAUCAGCAUAUUGGCGGCGUCAUGUUGAACCUGGUGGAUCCGGAGAUGCCCAAGGAUUGGUCCGAUCACGCCCUCUGGUGGCCCGCCAAGAAUGUUUGGCUUACCAGGACAAGAUCCACUUUGGAUCAGGCGGGAGUCCAGUCGGAUUCCUUCCUGCACUUCACGCCCAUGCACAAAACACUGCGAGUUCAAAUGCCCGAUCUUCGCUAUCUCGAUUAUCGAGUGAAUUUCUCUGCAAAAACUUUCGGGGCUGUGGUUAGUCUGUGCAAGGAUCUGGACAUCCGCUACCCGGAGGAGCUGUCCUUCUGCAAGCCUUUGGAGCCAGAGCAUCUCAAGAAGAACUUCUCCAAGCUGCCGCAGCGCAAGAUUCCCGUGCAGGAGGCAAAUGGGAUAGGUUUUCUCCAGCCAGCGGCGGAUACAAACUCAUUUGUACCCAUUACAGGCGCCUAUAAUGGCAGCAAUGGCUCGCUGGAUCGCUCCCACAAUGGCAAUCUUCUCUGUGCUCCGGCCUCGCCAUAUGCCACUACGCCCAGGAGAGCGGCCACGGCGCCUGGCACGCCCAUUAGCUCGCCCACGGGCACCUGGAAGCACAAUUCCACCGGCUACGCCAGCUACGAUUCAAACUCCAGUUUCGGUGAUCUGCAGGAGAAUCUGGCGGUGUCGCCCAGGUCACCCAGCCCGGAUGUUCGUGCUCGCUUAGUGCGACCCAAAACGCGGGUGGAAAAGGCCCGUCUGAACGUAGGCUGGCUGGAUUCAUCGCUCUCCAUCAUGGAGCAGGGCGUCCGGGAGUACGACACGCUCUGUCUGCGCUUCAAAUACUUCACCUUCUUCGAUCUGAACCCCAAGUACGACCAGGUGCGCAUCAAUCAGCUGUACGAGCAGGCCAAGUGGAGUAUUUUGAACGAGGAACUCGAUGCCACCGAGGAGGAGACCCUCAUGUUUGCCGCCCUGCAGUUCCAGGUGAAUCACCAGACCGAUUUGCAUCCACCAGGCAUUGAUUCCGGCAUAGAUACCUCGAGUCAGGAGACUGGCGGCGAGGAUGACAUCGAUUCGGCGCUGAAUGAGCUGCAGAUUACUCUAGAAGGACCAGGAGGUGGCAAGGAUCAGGGGAAUAUCACGAGGAUACCAGAGCUAUCGGAUUAUCUAAAAUUCCUCAAGCCGCAGAGGUUCACCCUGAAAGGAUACAAGCGCUACUUCUUCACCUACAGGGAUCUGCAUCUGCACCUGUACAAAUCGCAGGAGGAGUCGCGUCGCGGCGCCCCCAGCAUCAGCAUCAAUUUGCGCGGCUGCGAGGUGACGCCCGAUGUUAAUCUGUCGCAGGGCAAGUUCGCCAUUCGACUGGAAGUCCCACCGGAGGGCAGGAAUGGCCCGAACAGCGAGGUCUGGGUGAGAUGCGAGAACGAGGAGCAGUACGCCAAGUGGAUGGCCGCCUGCCGAUUGGCCGCCAAGGGCCGUUCGCUGGCCGACAGCUCGUACGACAGCGAGGUGAGCAGCAUUCGCUCGCUUCUGCAGAUGCAGAAACCCGCCCAGGGAGCCCCACUCACUGUCAAUCCAAGGAGCGUUGAGCCCAUGGAUUAUCUAUCACCCAAAAUGAUGCGCAAGCUGUCGAGCAAGGCGGUGCAGAGGAUUCUGGAGGCCCAUGCCAAUGUCAAGCAACUGCCGCUGAUGGAGGCCAAGAUGAAGUACAUUCAGGCCUGGCAAUCGCUGCCCGAUUUCGGCGUCACCCUGUUCGUAAUCAAAUUCGACGGGCACAAGAAGGAGGAGCUGCUGGGCGUGGCCAAUAACCGGAUUAUGCGCAUGGAUCUUAGUUCGGGGGAUCACAUCAAAACCUGGCGCUACAACACCAUGAAGGCCUGGAACGUCAACUGGGGCAUCAAGUGCAUGAUGAUCCAGCUGCAGGACGAGAACAUCAUCUUCUCUGUCCAAUCGGCCGACUGCAAGGUGGUGCACGAGUUCAUCGGCGGCUACAUAUUCAUGUCCAUGCGCUCCAAGGAGAACAACCAGACGCUCAACGAGGAGAUGUUCCACAAGCUGACGGGCGGCUGGUCGUAA